AGACCCCAGCGUAGGCUGGUACGUACGAGCUGUCCACUGUUUUUUUGGUGUUUUAUUUUGUAACUAACCCUAAUUGCAACCAUGUCUUACCCUGCAUCAACUGAAUACCUUAACGAAUUGCUCAACGAUAAAACUACAGUGGCCAAAAUGCCAAAGAUCUUUCUACAUGCAGAACGUUUGCUAGACCAAGAAAUCAGCAAAACAAGAAAUGAAUUAUUCCAUGGUAUGGCUAAUGGCGUUGAGACAAGCUCAGCAGACAUACAGUUACCUGCCCCUGCUGGUCCAAGGGUCAAACUCACAGAGAAGGUCUUUGCACCUGUUAAAGAGUUUCCAAAGUUCAAUUUUGUAGGCCGUGUGAUAGGACCAAGAGGGAUGACGUUAAGAGAGAUAGAAAGUCAAACAGGCUGCAAGUUGUUAGUCAGAGGCAAAGGCUCCAUGAAAGAUAAAAAAGUGGAAGAAGAAAAACGAGGUCAACCAAACUAUGAACACCUAGACGAAGACUUACAUGUGUUAAUAUCAGUAGAAGACACAGAAGACAGAUGCAUCGCUAGAUUACAAAAAGCUGUAGAUAAAGUACGAGAACUAUUACGGCCAGUGGAGGAAGGAGAAGAUGAAAUCAAGAAGAAACAAUUAAAAGAUCUUGCAUUAUUAAAUGGGACGUUUAAGGAGCCAGGUCUUGCAGGUACCAGUCCACCUGUCGUACCAGGAGGUUUAUUAGGUAUGCCAGUACAUCCUGGUUUAGCUGGUUAUCAGUUAACAAGGCAUCCAGUGCCUGGUGCUUACCACACACAACUGACAGGCCUUGAAUUCCCAUAUGCAGCAGCUCGUCCAGGAACAGUACUAGACUACCAUGCAUUAAUUGAACCAUCAAUACUAGGUGCUGUCAAACCCAGAAGGCCGAUUAGAGAGCAUCCGUAUCAAAGAUAAGUGACUGGUAACCAUAACAACCAAGCUUACUAAUAUGGUGUUGUAGUAAUAUAUGAUGACUGUUGUAUGGGAAUUGGGUGCAUAGAGGCUWUAKAUUGGAUUAACAAAGCACUUCAAUUAAUGCUGAUUUUACAAAAUCUAAUUCUUAGUUAUUGCAAACGAGGUAUUUUAGUAUCUAUCUUGCUCAGAGCUUAUUUUAUUAUAUAGAAGAAUAGAAAUGCUACCACCAAACCUUCUUUUGGAUAUUAUGCACUUUUGAAUCAAUCUCAUCAAACACUAACACAUUUUGAACUAAUUAUUGCUAAUAUUACGUAAUAAUCAUUAAACAGUAUUUUCUAGCACUAAAUAGCACUAACUGAACACUAAGAGACUGCUAAAGAGCUUUUCUUAAAUACUUCAUUGUACAGUUCSAAGAUCCUUAUGAGACUGUAAAAUGAGGUGUUGAUGACUGUAUAGAACGACACAUUGUAUGUGAGAUAGCUCCRUCUGGUGGAGCUGYAAUCCAUUUCAUUGGCCUCUAGAUGAAGCUGCACUGUUUUGGACUAUAUGGUCUCAGUUGGAUAURCCUUUUUCGAAUUCACAAGACUUAUUGCUAGUUUUGUGGCCAGUCUGUGUGAAUUUGGGAAAGGUCUGUUAGAUUCUCCCAUCCAAGAAAUGUAUUGAUAUAUGAUAUGAUUGUGUAUUCUUUUCAAGAAGGUUUGGGGCAAAACUAGUCCAUGAUUGACAGCCUUGUUCACACUAGAAUUGUAUUGCAUGGCAUUACAUUGGUCAAGGUACAAGARACUUCUUUUAAAACAGGCUUUUGAAGCUGUUACUUUGAUUGCCUUGAUUGCUGUUGCCUUGAUUGCUGUUGUCUUUCAAGAUUUUCAAACAAAGAAUCACCUUGCACUGCUCAGUGUAAGUCGUGUUCUUUAGCUAGCCCUGUUCCUGGAUCAGAUGCUGCAAAGUUUAUCAAAGCAAGUUUUACAAGAAGGUUUUAGUAAGAAUAAGCUGGAAGCUGCAUAGUCACAGCUCAAAUUGAAAUUUGACUUUUUUUUGAGCAUCGUAGACUAAAGUACCAUGGCGUUUGAUUGACGGUUUUUGCAUUCAGUGCUAGUGUGAACAAAUCCCAAAAGACAACAGUCCUGUAUAGCAUAUAUUAUAGUCCUACCAAGAGGAUACUUACACAGAUUUACGUUUUCUAUGAGAUGAUGAUGAUAAUAUAUUUCUUUACAUCAAGAUUUAUCUAUCAAAUGUACUUGUAAUAUAUAAAAAAAACUAGAAGAAGGGUCCACAUCAAAGAAAUAUGAGCAACAAUGAUUACAUUGAACAACAAUGAUUACAUUGAACAACAAUGAUCACAAUGGCUGCAUGGAUGCAUCGUGAUCCAGCCACAAUGUAGAUGAUAUGCAGUAAUAGCAUCACUCACUUAUAGGAAUGUUUUUUUAUUAUAUUUUGUGGCCUAAUUUGUUUUUCAAGAAUUUGUUGAGCCAUCCUAGGGAAUGAGCAUGUAGAGUUUCAGAUAUAAGCUUAUUUAGGAAUCCAUCAUGCAACUGGCACUUGGUGAUUAAAUUGUGCAWAAUAGAUAACAGUAUAKYSUGUCAAAACCCAAAMCACAGCAUCUCACUUUGUACUUUAGCCUGUGUUACAUCYGGAAUUUCUAGCUAAUUUUCACAGACGGAAAUUAGAURGAAAUUCCGGAUGYAACACAGGCUAUUUGUACUUAUGUUGCAUCAGUUGUGAUCAUGAAUGUGUGUCAAAAUCAUUUAAUUUUUGUAUUUUGAGUUCAAGAGAUUUUUGAUCAAAGUAGUCCUUAUUGCUCAGAUUUCUUUGAUUCUUUUGUCUGUAGUAAUUAGUAUUUAUUGUAGUAAUGUGGAACAGGUGAUUGUUGAUAAUGAUCAGUAUAGGCUAGUAUUUCUUGUGGUAAGAUGGGUUGGAUGAUUGUUGAUUGAUAAAUGUCAUGAAGAUUCAGGUUGAGACAGAUGUUAAGAAAGGUUGUUCAGCAAACAAUGAGCAAACACUGUUUACAAUGUCUGAYGUAUUCAAAGCUGUUUCUCUAAGGAAGUUAGUGAUGUUUUGUAGUUUGUUAGUUUAGUUGUCUUGUGACCCUUCUAGAUGUUUUGUGAUUUAACAAUUGAUUACAAUAUUUUGGAUGAUUACGUUUUAGUAUGUUUUCUAUAAUAAAGGCAGAGUUGCAUGAUUGAA
Exaiptasia diaphana is the source of this 3111-nucleotide messenger RNA. Its product is annotated as protein quaking. Gene Ontology annotation, cellular component: nucleus. Gene Ontology annotation, molecular function: mRNA binding. Gene Ontology annotation, biological process: regulation of mRNA splicing, via spliceosome. Bases 82 to 927 code for a protein of 281 amino acids. The transcript is spliced from 9 exons. The record is from RefSeq and is a predicted model, not a curated record. Lineage: Eukaryota; Metazoa; Cnidaria; Anthozoa; Actiniaria; Aiptasiidae.